UUGUGACUUCUUCAAAGCGAGAUGCGAAGAUGCUACCUUGAAAAUUGACAGGAACAUCAGACACUGCCAGAGCCAGGUGAACGUGCUCAGCAACGUCACCAGACUUCCUCCACCCACGAGACCUCCUCGCCCCACAAGACCAUCCGUAGACAUAUGCCAGAAGAUUGAGACAGAUGGCUGCUCCGACAGGAUGAACCGCCCCAUAAGACUUUGCGCCAGUAACGGGAAAAUGUACACAACCAGUUGUGAUUUCACCAAGGCAAGAUGUGAGGAUCCUGCUUUGAGAGUUGACUGGAACAUCAGGCACUGCCAGAGCCAGGUGAACGUGCUCAGUAACGUCACCAGACUGCCUCCGCCCACGAGACCUCCUCGCCCCACAAGACCAUCCGUAGACAUAUGCCAGAAGAUUGAGACAGAUGGCUGCUCCGACAGGAUGAACCGCCCCACAAGGCUUUGCGCCAGUAACGGGAAAAUGUACACAACUGGGUGUGACUUUGUCAAGGCCAGGUGCGAAGAACCUUCCUUGAAGCUGGACAGGAACCUUAACCACUGUCGUCAGGACGAGUAAAAAUGACUCGCUGCUUAAUCUUUACAAGCGUUGGCAGUUCACGCUAAAUUACCGCAUUUUGAUUUGAAAAGAACAUGUUUUGAUUUCCCUAAAGACGUGUAAAAUAAUUGUCAUCUAUUUAAAGGCCUAAAAAUAAAUGUUUUACAAUAUGA
This is a messenger RNA of Lingula anatina, 720 nucleotides long. RefSeq lists its product as uncharacterized. Lineage: Eukaryota; Metazoa; Brachiopoda; Lingulata; Lingulida; Lingulidae. Gene Ontology annotation, molecular function: protein binding. The record is from RefSeq and is a predicted model, not a curated record.